This is a messenger RNA of Phaethon lepturus (White-tailed tropicbird), 461 nucleotides long. Its product is annotated as extracellular serine/threonine protein kinase FAM20C-like. The record is from RefSeq and is a predicted model, not a curated record. NCBI's taxonomy places the organism in Eukaryota, Metazoa, Chordata, Aves, Phaethontiformes, Phaethontidae. Gene Ontology annotation, biological process: protein phosphorylation. Gene Ontology annotation, molecular function: protein serine/threonine kinase activity. The annotation marks the transcript as partial. Gene Ontology annotation, cellular component: Golgi apparatus. The transcript has 4 exons.
GCAAAACGAAGAUAAUGAAGAAUUUUUGCCAACUGGAGAAACCUCCAUAGACUCCUACCCAAACUGGUUAAAAUUCCACAUUGGCAUUAAUCGGUACGAGUUGUAUUCCAGACAUAAUCCUGCAAUUGAGGCUUUACUACAAGACCUGGUCUCCCAAAAGAUAACCAGUGUUGCGAUGAAAUCAGGAGGCACCCAGCUGAAGUUGAUCAUGACGUUCCAGAACUAUGGACAAGCAUUGUUCAAACCAAUGAAACAAACCAGAGAACAAGAAACCCCACCUGACUUUUUUUAUUUCUCAGACUAUGAAAGACAUAAUGCAGAAAUAGCAGCAUUUCAUUUGGACAGGAUCCUGGAUUUCCGUCGCGUGCCACCGGUUGCAGGUAGACUGGUUAACAUGACGAGAGAAAUACGAGAUGUUACUCGUGACAAGAAACUGUGGAGAACGUUUUUCAUCUCACCAG